Molecule: messenger RNA, 4263 nt
Organism: Camponotus floridanus (Florida carpenter ant)
Lineage: Eukaryota; Metazoa; Arthropoda; Insecta; Hymenoptera; Formicidae
Gene: Asx
Product: polycomb protein Asx
Exons: 7
Coding region: 362-3856 (1164 amino acids)
Biological process (GO): animal organ morphogenesis; positive regulation of transcription by RNA polymerase II
Cellular component (GO): PR-DUB complex
Molecular function (GO): DNA binding; chromatin binding
Source: RefSeq, a predicted model, not a curated record
UAAAUAUGUAAAUAUAGUAUGGUUGAAAGAAGCGGAAGCUUUCUUACAUUUUCCUGAAUAGUAUUAUAAUAUGCAAUUGAGAGAGCUGUAACAUUUUGUUGCUCAAUGUAAUCUCGUAGAUAUACGAACUCUCAUGCGAAAUGACGUAAACGGUUUUCCAAGAUCCUUACAUACCGUAUCUCGACCGAAGUUUGAUAAGAAUGUCAUUCAGUUGCCAAUGGUGAGAGAAAAAGAAAGAGAAGGAUAGAGAUGUUAUGUUUAUAUUACGACGAAUAGAACGCUUACAAAUUUGUAAAUUCAAAAUAUCCAAGAAGAAGGAUGGAAUGCGCCGAACGGAAGUAUCUGUGUAUAAUUUAACGCUAUGCCACGGCAAUCUUACACCGCGUACCCUGACAUUUCGUUUGUCGACGAUGUCAAAAUUUUAGGUACUAUCAUGGACACAGAUGUGGAGCUUGGCAAAAGUGAAGGGUGCGAAACUAUCCCAGGCUGCUCCGGUUACUCUAGCAUGGUGCACAGUAAGAAAGUUAUUAAACAUGCGUUACGACAGCAAGCCAAAAGGCGUAGAAAGAACACGACAAUAGCAGCGGGCAAUUCUCGCGCAUUGCCUAGAAUUGUUGUCAAACCGUUACCUCCACCCCCAUCGAAUGAUCCACCAUCUCCGGUUAAUAAUGUACAGCACAUCAAUACUGCAGCGGAAGAACCUGCUGCCACAAUGAGAGAAGUUUUGGCUAGUUUACCUGGAUUUAGCUUGAAAUCAGGCCGUAGACGAUCUACGAAGAGAUUGUCAGCAACCGCACAAUUAGAAGCUGGUCUUGUAGAUUUGGAAUCACCAGCAAGCAUAUUAGCAAGUACAAGCUUACGUGCUUUGUUAAAUAGGCAUACAUUUCAAGGCUUACCUCCACUGUAUCAACGAAAGCUCGCACAACUCUUGCCUGCUGUAGAUAGACAGGAUGCUGCAAUCUCUGGAUUAAACAAUGAAUUUUUUGCAAGAGCUUGUUUAGAAUGGCGGAAACGUUUAGCAGAAGGAGAAUUCACUCCAGAAAAUCAACAACGCCUGAAAAUGGAAGCGGAACGAGAUAAAAAUAAGCUAGAUCCAUGGAAAGUGAAACAUUUUGAGCCAAUAUGGGGAGAGAAACGAGAGCCUAAACUUAAAUCGACUCUCCAUUAUAUUACCGAGUCACGUUCUAGUGGUGCAGUAACACGUUCAAGUUUAAGACUUCGUUUGGAAUCGAAUGUGGAUAUUUCUGCAUCGGAACAUGUUUAUCCUAUCGUAAUGACAGGAGAUAAAAUCGAUACUAAUUGCAAGACCGAAAUUAACAUAAAGAAUUCUGAUAGUUUAGCUAAUUCUGAAGAAGUGCAAGAAAAUUUAAUGGCUUUAGAUUAUAAUACAUUGUCAGAUAAUUUGACUGAUGAGAAACACUUAAAUGAUUCCAUGCAAGUGAAUCCUGUAGAAAUAAUAGAAGAUGUUCAUGAAAGUAAAACGGAAGAAAUCGACCAGAUCGCAGAUAUUUGUGAGAAUAAAGAUUUAAUUGAAGCUAAUGAUAUUGCAAGCCAAAUUUGUCAAGAUAACAUCUCGAAUGUUUAUGAAGAAGAAACAGAUUUUUCUUCCAAUAAGAAAAAUUUGCAGCCUUCGGAGAAUAAUGUAAUUGAAACAUUAGAGGAAGAUACUGUACUGUUGCCUGAUGGUAAUUCAUCACCUAGAUCUAACGAACAGGUAGAACGUGCGUCACAGAGUACGUCUGGAGAAUCAAUUUCACAGUUAUCCAAUGAAUAUAUAUCACAAACAUCUAUAGAUCAAAUCUCAAAAGAACAGAUUUCACAAAUGUCGAACAAUCAAAUUUAUCAGAUAUCGGAUUGCGAAACUACAAGUAUCCUUGAAAGCUCAUCACCGAAGGAUCAAGUUAGAUCAACAGAUAUUAUUAUAGAGGAUACUAAUUUGAUGAGCAAUGAUCAAACUGAAACAGCACAUGUUUCGCAUGAAAACCCAACGGAUAGCGAAUCACAAAUUCCAGAAGGAAUGGAAAUUGAUAGCGAAACCUUACAGCGUAUUCAUGAACUCGAGGUACGAGGAGAAAUGCGCGAAAUGUAUGAAGAAAUUUCGGGUUGCCCCGAAGAAAUAAUAUAUCCUAUUCUCGAGGGAAUUGAAAUGACUUCAAACAAUGCAGAAGUAACUGAACCGCAAGUAUCUGGACAAACUGAAGAUGCUAGGGGAUCCGAUGUAAACGCUGGUAAUGAAGAUGAAGCUCUUCGAGAAGCAAAUAAUUAUGUCUGCUCUGAAAUGUUAGAAUGCAGUUGGACAGUAGAUCCAACCAUUAAUAAUAUCAACAAUAAUAAUAGAACACAAGAGGAGCUGCAAGUACCUUGGCCUUUGGUGGCAGCUGCUCUUGAUGGAUCUGUAGCAGCUAACAUUACAGUAACAACACAGGAUGAAUGCAGCGAAACUUCUACAACCGAUUCUACCACUGCUUCGCAACAAUUUAUUAAUACGGACACCAAUGUAGAAUCCGUUAACUGUAUCCAAUUACCGGUUGUUCAAGGAACUACGUUUCAAUCGGAUGGUUUGGCCAUCAGUACGCCAGGAAACAGCUGCAUUAUGAAGAGCUUGCAAUCGCAAAGUCCACCGAUUAUCACAUUUCCACAAUUACAAUCUAUCAGAUUUGUACAAACCAGUUUUAAUCCAGAGCAAGAUACUACAUCUUUAAUUACAAAUAACUCGCCUACAAUCUCAGCCCAGCCUCAACAAAGUACUACCGCGCAAAUAAAUAUGAUACGAACACAGGAUACCAUCACCCAAAUAAAUACUCAAAACAAUAAUACAUGCAAUAAUGUAAAUCAGAAUGCCAUUGCGACGCAGAGUCAAGUACAAAAUACUCUAUCAACUACAAUGGGAAUACAAUCUCAGACUCGUGCGCAGAACGCGAUUGUUAUACAACAUCAAACUGCUGCUUCAACUCAAUCUCGACAAAUUGCAGCUGCUGUGCAUCAACAACAACCACAACAACAGCAGCAGCAACAACAACAGCAGCAAUAUGUCGGAUCAUCGAUAACAAUUUCAUCGCGACCAUCGCGCAUAUCUAAUCAAAGCAGCCAAAGAAGCUCCAGAAACAAUAAAGAACAAGGAGGAAAUAGAUCGAGAAGUUCUACAAAAGAGCCUCCAGGUGCUGUCAAUUUGGAACGCAGUUAUCAGAUAUGUCAAGCGGUCAUACAAAGUUCACCAAAUAGAGAUCAAUUGAAAGCUCAUUUAAAACCACCACCUAGUCUACUCGCAAGAGGAGAUGGUGCAUUCACAACCAGUAAAUCUGGUGGACGCACCGUGACAACUGUCAAACCUCAGAAAACGCAACAAGUGAUACAACAUAACAAACAAGCUCAAAAUAAAACACAAGCAGUUAUGUUGAGACAUGUAUUUGCUACAGCGCGUCAAGCUACAUCAACUGAGAUUACAGAAAGCACCCCUAUAGCACAGCUUGGUUCCACCACCAGUAACAAUUUCGGGCAAUAUAUACUUGUACAAAGGACAGGAGUUGGGGAUGGCGCACCAAGAGCAUCAUCCGCUCCCCCGUUACCACCGCAGAUUGCAGGGAUGGGCGUCGGAGUCCAUUUGGUUCGAGGUAGACCGGCAAGCGCCGGGGAAGGUUCUCAUCAAGCCGUUACUCUGAAAGCAAGAGGCGCGGAUAGUAGAGUGACCGGUGGUGCGGAACCCGGUGCACCCGGCAUGAUAAUCGGCGGUGACCCACCACCCCCGUGUGAAUGUAAUAUGCGAGGAGCCAUGGUAAUUUGUCGGCAGUGUGGUGCCUUCUGCCACGAUGACUGCAUCGGGCCUCAACGUAUCUGUGCUACCUGCCUCAUACGUUAAUCAUUCUUUAUUCAAUCAUUCGUGUAUAAAUUUAAUAAGUCCGUUAUCAGAUAAGAGUGCUGAUCAUCUAUUACAAUAUUGGUAAAUUAAAGAAACCAAACAUACACAUCGUAAUGACACAUUUAUUAGACAAUAUAUAUACAAGAGAUAUAUUAUAUAUAACAGAAGUUGUGCGGCAUAUACAUACAUAUACAUAAAGUAUGAUCGAAAAUUUGGGAGAUAUAAUUUCUGCAGCAAUUUACUAAAUAGUACAUUGCAAUCGAUGUCCUAUUGCAUUUGAUUAGGAAACAGAAGUUAACAUAUCGAUGUGUAGUUUUGGAAAAGUAUUAUAUUUUUUAAAGAAGGUAAUAUUAAAUUAAAAUUUUAAUAUAAUUUUUCUUUAAUAAACAUUGUUCUCGAUUCUUUAA